This is a messenger RNA of Psylliodes chrysocephalus, 939 nucleotides long. Lineage: Eukaryota; Metazoa; Arthropoda; Insecta; Coleoptera; Chrysomelidae. The record is from the annotation of a GenBank genome assembly.
UCUGUCAUACAGGUUUGAGGUUAUGUCGUGUUAUUGUGUUCAUAGAAAAAUAAAGUGUUGCUAAACAAAAGUCCUAUAUUUUCUGCAACUGGUGCUCUAUUUAAUUUUAAAAUAUGGCUCGUAAUGCUGAAAAAGCAAUGACAACUUUAGCUCGUUGGAGAGCAGCCCAACUAGGAGAAGCAGAUAAACAUAAAAAGCGCCGACCAUAUUUGGCUUCUGAAUGCAAAAGCUUACACGCCUGUGAAAAAUGGAGAAUGCAAAUUAUAAGGGAGAUAGCAAAAAAAGUGGCACAAAUACAAAACGCUGGUUUAGGAGAAUUCAGAAUUAGGGAUUUAAAUGAUGAAAUUAAUAAAUUGCUUAGGGAAAAGAGACAUUGGGAAGAUCAAAUCAAAGAACUGGGAGGUCCAGAUUAUCAAAGAGUUGGACCUAGGAUGUUGGAUCAUGAAGGAAAAGAGGUGCCAGGAAAUAGAGGUUAUAAAUAUUUUGGAGCUGCUAAAGAAUUGCCAGGUGUAAGAGAGCUUUUUGAGCAAGAACCACCCCCUCCUCCCAGAAAGAGCAGAGCUGAACUGAUGAAAGACAUAGACGCCGAUUACUAUGGGUACAUGGACGAUGAUGACGGCAUUCUUAUUCCGCUGGAAGUAAAAGCUGAAAAAAUAGCUAUUCAAACUUCUAUCACUGAAUGGGUAAAUAAUAAAGAGAAGAAUUUGGGAGAUAAUGAGGAAGUGGAAGAAAAUAUUUAUGCUGUAGAAGGUUCGGAGGAUGAAGAGGAAACAGUUCAACAAAUUGACGGAUCCCAACAAAGAUUCGUCGCGCACGUACCGGUCCCAUCGCAGCAAGACAUAGAACAAGCUUUACUGAGACGACGUAAACAAGAGUUGAUGGAAAAGUAUGGCGUACAAGAAGAUCCGGUUUCCUGAUAGUUGUAAUUUUAUUUUAAAU